Aspergillus japonicus CBS 114.51 is the source of this 2900-nucleotide messenger RNA. Its product is annotated as putative Avl9 protein. Gene Ontology annotation, cellular component: cytoplasm. Bases 212 to 2581 code for a protein of 789 amino acids. The record is from RefSeq and is a predicted model, not a curated record. NCBI's taxonomy places the organism in Eukaryota, Fungi, Ascomycota, Eurotiomycetes, Eurotiales, Aspergillaceae. The transcript has 9 exons.
CUCCCCCUCCCCAUCUCCAUAUCUCUGAGCUAUUUACUAGUUAGUCCCUCAACUGGGGGUUUUGCUUUAAUUAUUAUCGACUCGGUAGCACCCAACGCUACUCCCAAUUCCUUCAUUUAAGUGAUCUGGGAGGGGAUUCCUCCUCUUUAAGGAGGAGUUCUGCUUGGAACGUGUCAAUUCCUCGGCUUCAAUAGUUUCCCCCCUCCCCGCCAUGUCUCACGUCCACCCCCGGCAGGACCCCAUUGUGAUGGUCAUAGAUUUUCACCAUGCAAGAGGCCCUGAAAUUGAACUAUGCUUCGGUGACGAUGGAGGAGACCCGGCCGCGGAGAACGACUGGUCCUUGCUGCCAUUCAUGGCCUUAUCGGACGGAGCGCAUUUGUCCACCGAGGAGUUCUCUUAUUUCACGGUCCGCCGGAAGGAGACUGCGACACAACCUGCCACCUCCCUGUUCGGCAUCUCAUGCUCCCGACAAAUCGACUCGAAUAUUCUCCUCUAUCGACCGCCGGACGUCACAAGGUCAACGGUGCAGAAAGCGGUGGUUGUGAUAACGGACAGUCCCCAGAGGUUGGGGCAACUGAGGGAGAAGCUCUCAAUCGUCACGUCGGCAUGGUUUGCGCAACGCGACUUUUCAGAUCACGACAUAUUGAAGAAAUUUCGAGAAGGGCUGGUUAUCAGCCUGAAGAAAGAUGAGGAUACGAAGGACCAGAAUCUGGGUAAGACGAUGGAGACUGAUCGUACGGUCGACCUGGGCUUACGCAAGCGCGAAGGGCUUUCCCUGCGGGAAAUGAUUCAUGAGUUCAAGCACCAGACGCUUGUCCUGUUCAAAGCUCUGCUUCUGCAACCCAAGAUGCUGUUCUUUGGUUCCAAGUGUGAACGGCUAUGCAUGAUACAAUUCUCUCUUAUCUCGUUGAUACCGGGUUUGAUGAGUCGCUUGCAAGACUCUGCCGAUCCAGCCUUUGACACCUAUGCGCAGACAGUGGAAAAGCCCACUUCUCUGAAGACAAGUGACAGAAGCUCCUUGCUGGCAUACAUGGGACUACCCCUACAGAUUUUUGGCAAGGGAAGCAUGUUCGGACCAUACACCCCCUUGCAGCAACUGGAUCUGCUGGCGGAUCACGGAACCAAGUCAUAUGUUGUUGGAUCCACAAACUCUUUAUUGCUGCAGCAAAAAGAUCGCUAUAGCGAUAUAUUGGUCAAUCUUGACGAAGACACUCUUACCAUCAGCUCGCCGUCCCUCAGAAAUGCUCUUACUCUCUCUGUCGCGGAUAGGCGCUGGAUCGACCUUCUCACUCAAAUCAUCAAUGAAACCUGGGAUGAUGCGCAUCCCCAGCAGCCCAAAACGCAUGGCUACAUGGGCUCCGAAGAAUUUAUCAGGCUCCAGUUCGAGGAAUAUCUCUUGGCGUUGCUCUCCUGUAUGCAGUAUCACGAGGAGCUUAGCUCUUCCACUACUGGUGAGCCAGGCGGAAGAAGCCGUGCUCAGCUGGACGCUUACAACAUCGAGGGUGAUCCGGCGCUGGAGUUCAAUGCAGAAUUCUUAGCGCAGUGGAGCAACACACCUAAUUAUUCAUUGUUCAAGCGCCUUACCUCUGAUGCGCUUUUAUUUUCAAUUGUGGAGCCUCGUCACCCGUGCGCAGGGGGUCUGACAAUCGACGAUGUUCAACGACGUGUAACCCAACAGGUUGCCGAGCUGCACUUAGACGAGCGCGUGCGGGAAGGCCGCGAGGCCCUGAACAGACACCUCUCGACAGGCCAGAAGAAAGUCAGUGCUGCUUUCAACAGCUUCUGGGCAGAUAUUGAAUCCAUGCGGGAGGCCCAGCGGAAGAAGACCGAAGAGAAAACGACACCCUCGCAACGAUCGUCACUGGACAGGGGAUCCAGAAACUCGCCUCCAUUUUCUCCUUCUGAUACAGCAUCGAUCAAUUCCACUGGAGGGGCUUCGUGGUUCGCUGGACGUAAGGCCCCCUCGGUGGACAUGGCACAAGCACAGGCUUCCGUGAGUGCUGUGAGCCAAAAGGCGGGCGCCUACUUUAGCUCUUGGGGCACAUGGGCCAGCGAGAAACGAAAGGAAUGGCAAGAAAAGAAGCCCACGCCAACAUCACCUAUCACGACGUCGCCCUCUGUUCCCACCUCGACCUGCAGCACUGAGGCGGGUGAAACAGACCGAGGUAGACUCUCUAUGCAAUCACGGCGAAGUGAAGACUUCUCGACAUUAUCCCGGAGCGGAAGCAGGAGAAAGCGGUGGAGCAAUAUUCUUCUCCGCCGCGAAAGCGGCGAGUUCAGCCGCAAGGAUGACCAGACAGGGGAUAGUGACGAGCAGGAAACUACGUAUUCAAAGUCCCCCUUGUCGCAGGAGGCUCCAGCUCUUGGUGAGACUCACAGCGAGGCAGUGGUUGGUCAACAAGAGCACACCACUCAGCAUGAUGCCGAAAACCAGGGGAAGGACAUGACCACAGUCUCCGAUAACACUGUCCAUACAAUUACAGAAACCCAGAGGAAUUCCCCGUCCCUGCCACCCUCUCCUAAGGAAGAACUACAUUCGAACACCUCUGAGAUACACACCGAGAAUGCAGGCCAACCAUGAUAAGCUGCUCCAUCGGCAGGUGGCGACGAGUUCGGCCUCGGGUUCGAAUCCAGCCGAACAUUUUCAUGUCUAAUAAUAUCACCCUUUGCAGAUAUGCGUGAGUAAAUAGGGGAAUUUUUAAUAUUUUUGUUCAACAUAAUGUCAUUAUAUACAUAUUUCUUCUGGGUCUCCUGGUUCGCCCGUUCUACCCUCGAUCGGAAGGAGACUUGGGCUUCAAAAAUGGAUGUAUUUUUACGCUCAUCGGCUAUCGUCAAGCCUAAAGAAACCCCUCCAUGAGCACUGACUAGGAUGAAGCUUGAUUGAGACUUGGAAUACUGCC